This is a messenger RNA of Alternaria incomplexa, 798 nucleotides long. RefSeq lists its product as uncharacterized. The record is from RefSeq and is a predicted model, not a curated record. Lineage: Eukaryota; Fungi; Ascomycota; Dothideomycetes; Pleosporales; Pleosporaceae. Bases 1 to 798 code for a protein of 265 amino acids. The transcript has 2 exons.
AUGCGUGAAGAAGCUGCCAAUGCGAUACUAGACGCCGACCUUGAUUCAGGCUCGAGAUCGCCUGUGAGCGUCAGCUCGCCCUCCUCCCAAGCACCACUUCGUUCGCCUCGGUACUAUUUCCAACCAGAUGAGCCUGAAGAGACAUGGCUACCAGGUCAGCUGCCCUCUUUCCCUUUCCAGAUGCCGCAGUUUCCUGGCAGACCGCGCAUGCCGCAGAUGCCUCAGAUGCCACAAUUUCCAUCUCUACCGCAGUUCCCACCGCUGCCAAACUUCCCGCAGAUACCGCAAUUUCCACAAAUGCCUCAGAUGCCUCAAAUGCCUGAUGCUGCACAGCAAAUGCUUGAACGCGUGCGCCAAUCCUUCGAUGCUUAUCUCAACCCGACGGGAGAUAUUCGAGCUGAAGAUGUGCCCUUCAUCGAUCUCAGCAACGACGACCGCGCCGAACGUCCCGCGACAGAUGGUACCACGGUUAAGGAACCGUCACUCCCGCAGUACGUUCUGGAGCGGUUCACGCAGUCGCUCGUGCGCUUCAGGAACGAUUUGAAUCCGGCUUUGUUCGAAGAUAUCCCGACAUUAGAUCUCUCGCAAGAUCGUGAUCCCGAAGGGUUGCAGUUCUGGGGUGAAGAUGGUGGGCGGCUGAAUCGCUUCGUUGCCGGCGAUGAAGACGAUGAGGACGACGAAGACGAGGAGAGUAGCAGCGAUGAAAGCGAACAUCAUGAAGAUGAAGACGACGAUGAGGAUGAUCUUGAUGUUACCAAAAAACGUGGUAAGGAAUUCGACCUGCCAGGUCAUGUGUAA